Symbiodinium sp. CCMP2456 is the source of this 303-nucleotide messenger RNA. The record is from the annotation of a GenBank genome assembly. Lineage: Eukaryota; Dinophyceae; Suessiales; Symbiodiniaceae.
AUGGCGACGAUGAACUCUGUGUUGUCACCUGAUCAACCUCCCAUUAACUGCCGUAGCAGCUCGACCGGCCCCUGCCUGGACAUCGAGAACCUCCUUGAUCCCGAGCUCAAAAAGAGGCUUGGGGAACCACUGGAGCGACCACUCAGGGCCGCGCGGCCCCAGAGCCCACACGAGGCACAGUUGAUGAGUGAGCUGUACGCCCGCAUCGCCCAAAAAUGCGGCAAGCCCCUCCUGGAUGAGGUUGCAGGUACGUCUCACGCCGAGAAGAAAUGGGAAUUUCAGCAAAAUGUGACCCGGGUAUGA